ACGUCCCCCUCCCCCCAUCUUCCUUCUCUCUCUCAUCAAUGGCAAUGCUGCUCCCACCCAAGGCCCUGUGCCUCCUCCUCCUCCCGCUGCUGUUCCUCUCCUCCGCCCGCUCGCAGCUCCUCCCGUUCCGGGGCGGCCUCUUCGACCGGCUCUUCAACCCGGAGAAGCUGGUCGGCGGGUCCCAGCUCGUCCGGGACGCGACCGUGGGCAACGACGGAGGGGUCGUGGGCGACGAGGGGGAACGGACGGCGGCGAUCGACGAGGACCCCGGCUUUAGGUUCUCCCUGUUCGGCAGCCAUGGCGGCGACGACGCGGAGGAUGCGAGCGAGACCGAGUUCGAGGGGAAAUGGGAGCUCGUGUCCAAGAGCUCCGGCGUCUCGGCCAUGCACUUGCAGCUGCUGCCGAACAACAAGGCCUUGAUCUUCGACUCGACGGUGCUCGGGCCGUCCAAGAUCAGGCUGGCCAAGAACAUGGUCUGCCCCGUGAGGCCGCAGGCCAAGGCACCCGACUGCUGGGCUCAUGCCGUCAUCUACGACAUCGAGACCCGGGCGCUCCGGCCGCUCAGUAUAAUUACGGACCCAUGGUGCUCCUCCGGGGGGCUCGGAGCCGACGGAAACUUCGUCAGCACCGGAGGGUUCGACGCCGGCAGCCAAUCGGUUCGAUUUCUCGGUCUAUGUGAUAACUGCAAUUGGCGAGAUACCCCCAAUGUGCUUGGCAACGGAAGAUGGUACUCAACUCAGACCAAGCUUGAAGACGGGGCCUUCAUCGUCAUGGGCGGCCGCCGCUCCUAUAGCUAUGAGUUCGUCACUGUCAACAACAAGAUCUCCGCCAAGACGACCUUCUUCCCCUUCCUGGAAGAGACGACCGACCUCGACGAGAACAAUCUCUACCCCUUCGUCAACCUCCUCCCCGACGGCAACCUCUUCGUCUUCGCCAACAGCCGCUCCAUCAUUCUCGACGCCCGCAGGAACAAGAUCAUCCGCGAGUUCCCCCGCCUCAUCGGCGGAUCCCGCAACUACCCGGCCUCAGGGAUGUCGGCGCUCCUCCCCAUGGUCCUCAAGAACCACGUGGACUCGAGGAUGGUCAAGGCGGAGGUCAUUGUGUGCGGCGGAGCGAAGUCAACGGCAUACCGGGCGGUAGAGAAGAACAACAUGUUCAUGCCAGCGCUCCAGGACUGCGCCCGGCUCGUGGUGACCGACCCGAACGCACAGUGGCAGAAGGAGGCGAUGCCGUCGCGGAGGGUCAUGGGGGAUAUGCUCAUCCUGCCCACCGGAGAUCUCCUCAUGCUUAAUGGAGCAACCAAAGGCACGGCUGCAUGGAACUUCGCGGAAGACCCGAACUACGUCCCGGUCCUCUACUCGCCCCAGAAGCCUGCCGGUGAGCGUUUCCGGGAGCUGAAGGCCGCCACCAUCCCCCGCAUGUACCACUCCACCUCCAUGGUCCUCCCCGACGGCAGGAUUCUCGUCGCAGGCAGCAACACCAACCCGACCUACCAAUUCACCAACGUCCCGUACCCGACCGAGCUGCGCAUGGAGAAGUUCUCUCCCCCUUACCUCAACCCGGCCCUCCAGAAAUACCGCCCCGAGAUCGUCGCCGAACUCACCGACAAGAAGAUGGGAUACAACAGGAGCUUCUACAUCAAGUUCAGGGUCAACUCGGACGGCCGGAGGGUGCGCAAGAGGGACGUGAAGGUGACCAUGUACGCGCCGCCCUUCACCACGCACGGGUAUUCCAUGAACCAGAGGCUCUUGCAGCUCGCCAACACCGUGCUGAGGAACGAGGGCGGCAUCUACCACCUCGACACCAAGUCGCCCCCGUCCGGGACGAUCGCGCCGCCGGGUCAUUACCUGGUAUUCGUGGUGUACAAGGGCGUCCCAAGCGUGGGAGCCUGGGUUCAGAUCCAGUAAAAGUGACUGGGUUUGAUUGGGUUUGGAGAUCGGCCAUGGAUCGAUUGAUUCUUGUGUGUUCCUUCGUACUGGUCACAUGUGUUUUGUGCUGUGGAAAGCCAAUUUCUUAUCUCGAAUUUGAUGUUCUCCUGUUUUAGUAUUCAGUGCCCAAACAUACAAAUUCUUUUCCCAUGCCUGAAAAUUACAAUAAACAUUGGCAAUUGUCAAAAAUCAUUGAUAAACAAAAUGAAAGGCAACCUUUUUUUUUUUUUCUC
Messenger RNA from Rhodamnia argentea, 2161 nucleotides. Its product is annotated as aldehyde oxidase GLOX1-like. Lineage: Eukaryota; Viridiplantae; Streptophyta; Magnoliopsida; Myrtales; Myrtaceae. The coding region runs from base 39 to 1907 and encodes 622 amino acids. The transcript has 4 exons. The record is from RefSeq and is a predicted model, not a curated record.